This is a messenger RNA of Theobroma cacao (cacao), 783 nucleotides long. NCBI's taxonomy places the organism in Eukaryota, Viridiplantae, Streptophyta, Magnoliopsida, Malvales, Malvaceae. The record is from RefSeq and is a predicted model, not a curated record.
AUGGGGUAUAAGCUAGAUGGAGAAACCUUUGUUAAAACCCCCAAGGUUGCUCUCAGAAAAAAAGCUUCUCUCCCGGCACAUCCUGAAGUAUCCUUAUCUCAAUUUUCUAAUGAAAUGCUCUUUAAUCUCCUUAUGAGGAUAAAUGGGAAGCUUACUAACCAAGCAGUAAGAAUGGAGAAAAUUGAAGGAAAAAUGGCAGAAUCGGAAAAAAUGUUGGAGGAAAAAGGAAAAAUGCCUAUUGAACCUACUGCUGUAGAUAGCUCUGUAACUCCUAGUCUUGCACCAGUUAGACAGGGUGCUGAGGGUUCUGUUUUCCAAGCCGAGGGUCAUGAACCUGAAAAAGUUGAAUCAGAACAAGGAACUGAGGUACUUGGCUCACUAGAUGAAAAUCCCCCAUUCCCUCCAAAACCUCAAAAAGAGCAGCUUUCUCCUCCAAAUUCUGAGGAAGUAUCAAUUAUGGAUGUCUUUCAUCAAAUGGUCAAAGAAGAGCAAGCAGAAAAAGAAGCAGCUGAAGCACAAGCACAGAAGUUUGCAUUCAUUGAACCAACUCCCACAUCAGAAAAACUAUCGGGUAAAGGAAAAGAAAAAGCUCCUGCAGCUUCACAGGCCCAAUCAAAACCACUUGGUAAAGGCAUGACGACAAUGGCCACCAAGACCAAAUUCCUCAAAAGAAGAAAAUACUCCAGAAUUCCUGAAAAGGCUAAACCAUCAGUCAUCUUUUCUCCUCAAGAACCCUUGGAAAUUCCAAAUAAAUCAUCCCUUGAACCCUCACCACAAAAAUAA